AUGGGGAUCAGACAUAGAGCGCCAUUUUACAAAAUUCAGGCACGAAAAUGUCGAGUUUUGAACCUGCACCCAAAAAGAGGAAGAAGAAACUGGAGCCAUGUCCAAACCCACUGUUUGUCAAAUGGCUGACGGAGUGGCGUGAUGAAGCCGCCAGCCAAGGGAAGAAAACUCAAUACGCCUUCGGAAAGGCACUGUAUGCACUCAAGAAGUACCCUAUGCUGUUGAAGACGGGAAGGGAAGCCAAGAUAUUGGAUAAUUUUGGCGACAAGAUCUGCAACAUGCUGGAUCACAAACUGGCUAAGCAUAUUGAAGAAAAUGGAGAUCCAUCACUUUCCUCCUUGGCGUUAAAUCACACUGGAUCCUCAUCGGCAUCAUCACCACCUCCAUCUGCAUUGUCGAGAGAUGAUGACAUACUUACAAUUCCUCCAGCCCCAGAUGACGGUGCUCUCGUAGAUAAAACGAGGAAGAGACGGCCAUCAAACCGGGGUCCGAGGGAGUACGUGCCCGUCUAUAGAUCAGGCCCAUAUGCAUUGAUCCUUACACUCUACAGGGAAUAUAAGAAACCUACAAGUAGAGGCUUCAUGCUGAAGACUGAACUCCAGAGGCAGGCCCAGCCGCUGAGCGAGAAAUCCUUCACAAUUCCCGAUCCUGGUUCUCACUACACGGCAUGGUCAUCAAUGAGCACGCUGAUAACCAAAGGCUAUGUGUCCAAGGAAGGCAACCCAGCCAGAUAUAGUGUCACUGAUGCUGGCUGCCAACUCGCCAAUAAGCUAGAAACAGUAGAAGCACAGUUUGGACAACACACAAGUAGAAGCCCUCCGAUUGGUGGAGCAGUGCCUGUAAAUAAUAAGCCCACUGCUCCAACUGGCCAAUCAAGGAAGAGGAAAGAGGCGACAAGAUCUGAUCCCACUCUCCACCCCACUGCACUUCCACAUACUGCCACAUCCCUUGCCACACGCCAUGACGCACCACUAUCCCGCGACGCACCCCCACCCACACAGGGUGAUAAGCUGGAGUAUUGGUACAUCGAUGACCAUGGGAACAAGGUGAUCACUAAGGAUGAUGCUGCAGUCACUGUUGAUGAUGAAAUAUCCAUAGGGUUUCUAAUCAAAGCUAACGAGACUGCAUUGAAGAAGUCUGGAGUGCGAUACAAGCGUGACUACUCCAUACCAGCAGAGGGAUGCAUGAUCUUUGCCUAUCUACACAAUGAUGAUGCCAUUGAAUAUUGCCCUAUUCCAACAUUAUCUGUCAAUAAAGUUGGAUCAGGGUCAAGGAACGACCCCCCACCUGCCAAAGACCCUCUCCCCAACCUCCCCUCCCUUACCACAUCCAAGACCACCAGCCUGCCGAAAGUGCAACCCAAAAAGAAGAAACCUCAGCAACGACAUGUGGAUAAACAGACAGACUCUCAGCUCAGCACUGCAUCCUCUGUCUCAACAUCGAGUAACCGUUCGACGACAAAAACAGCCAGCCAACUUAGCCGUGCAUCUUCUGAUGCGAUCCCUCCGUCCGCAUCAAAUGGACUUAAGUUUGCCUCAGACGUUGCGCAUCAGGCAUUCAGACAUUCUCAGUCCAGUGAACUUGACUCACAGACUAGCUCCGUGUCUGCCUUCUCAACCGCAUCGAGUAUCUCUGAUAGACUAGGGUCUUUGCAAGGCUCAAGCAGCCAAGACAGUCAUGGGAGGAGCUCGGCAAGCUCCAAGGAACCCCCAGUGCCAUUGUACGUGUUGGAACCAGGGACCUUUGACAUAGUGUUGUGUGUGGAUAACUGCGAGACAUCAGGAGGUUCAGCCAAAAGCAGAAAACAACUGCUCCUGCCGGAACUCCAGAAGAACGGCGUGAUGUUGGACGUCCGCAAGCUCCAAGUGGGCGACUUCCUGUGGAUAGCCAGGGAGAAACGGGUGCCCGUCCCCGGCAUGCUACAGAUGCCCACCGCCAGAGAAGUGGCACUAGACUACGUGGUGGAGAGGAAGAGAAUGGACGACCUGUGCGGUAGCAUCACGGACGGUCGCUUCAAAGAGCAGAAGUUUCGUCUCAAGCAGUCUGGUCUACGUAAACCGAUCUAUCUCAUUGAGGACUUUGGUUCCAUCGAUCAUCUGAGUAUUCCAGCCUCCACGCUGAAACAAGCAACCAUCAACACACAGGUCAUCGAUGGUUUCUUUGUGAAGCACACUCGCGACAUCAAAGAGUCGGCCGCCUAUCUGACCAUCAUGACCAGAUACCUCAAUGGGCAUUACUCGAACAAGACCCUGAAAGCUUUUCGCCGUGACGACCUGGAUAGGCUCCCUAGCAACCCCAGCCUGACGGACAGGGUGCAGAAACUGAUGACGUUCUCGGAAGUCAAUGACUCAUCUGUGAAAAAUAAAAACACAACCGUGACAGAGACAUUUGCCAAGCAACUCCUGCAGUUCAGUGGACUGACUGCCGAGAAAGCCUUGGCCAUCACGAGACUCUACCCAACACCCUCCCAUUUGCUUGAUGCGUACGAUACUUGUGCUAUAGACAAGGACCGGGAAAAGUUGCUGUCUCUUAUCAAAUAUGGAAAACUACAGAGGAAUGUUGGCCCAGUUCUCAGCAAGCUGAUUCACAUGUUCUAUUGCACCGACCGACCACUGUCGUGAUCUCAGAAAAUGGACAAAGCAAGACUCAAUGAUGUGCCCAGGUCAUCACCUAGCAAAAAUUGUGAUAUCAUCAGCAUACAGGCUUCCGAUUGGAUAAAACAACUGUAUUGUUGGGCACAUGCUUGCUUUACUCAAUCCCAGAAUUGUACCCCAUUCCUGAAAUUGUCAUUGUGCAUCAGUAGCUUUUGACUUUAUCUUCAAGAGAUGAGAACAUUUUAGAGUUUUUAAUUGAUAACAGAGUAAAACCUGGAGUCCAACUACCUACAGGGUUUUAAAUAAGAACAAGAAAUGAGUUUUAGAAACAAACCAGAAUAAUCUGCUUAUUGCAACACUCAGUCCAGCACAGAUAUGUGACGUGUCAUCACAAAAUGAGCUUAAAGUCUGACUUUUUAAGAAUUGAGUAUUUAUAUAUCUGGGUUCAGCAGAACAAGAGCUUUCCAAUGGUAUACAGGGUGGUUAAAAAAAAAGGACACCCACAUUUGACAGCAAUUUUCACCUAUUUUUAAAUAUUAUUUUAAACUGUUGAUUAGUAGCUAAUAAAGUACUGACCUUGAAGCAAAUGUGACGAAAAAAUCGUUGCAUUUGCACAUUUUGUCGUUGAGCUAUGCUAAUUUGAACAUUUCAUGUGCGAAACCUGUUUGUCCACGAAGGUAUACAUUCCCUUGGCUUGACUUAGCUCAGCUAUCGGAGCUUUAUUUGAAAGGGCAUGACAUUUGAUAGUUAUGUUAGGUCAUGUUAUGGAGCAAUGAACUUAAGCCAACAGCUCAUUGAGUAGAUGAUCUUAACACCGACAUGAAUAGUUGGACAGCUUCAAUAAAAGUUACCAGGGCAAAUUAUA
Patiria miniata (bat star) is the source of this 3459-nucleotide messenger RNA. It is a transcript of the gene mus81, whose product is annotated as crossover junction endonuclease MUS81-like. Gene Ontology annotation, molecular function: DNA binding; crossover junction DNA endonuclease activity; 3'-flap endonuclease activity. The coding region runs from base 48 to 2621 and encodes 857 amino acids. Gene Ontology annotation, biological process: DNA catabolic process; double-strand break repair via break-induced replication; resolution of meiotic recombination intermediates. Lineage: Eukaryota; Metazoa; Echinodermata; Asteroidea; Valvatida; Asterinidae. The transcript has 17 exons. The record is from RefSeq and is a predicted model, not a curated record. Gene Ontology annotation, cellular component: Holliday junction resolvase complex; nucleus.